UCCACCAAACUUCUCUCCAUCAAAACCUCUCUUCAAUUCCUAAACUGAUCACCUUCUCUUUCUUCGCCCCCACUUAACAAACACAACACAUUCUUCGCACCCAUCGAGUUCCUGAGAAGAAAAGAAAAACACAUAUAACAUAAACACAUGUCUAAACCACCUCCAUGGUUUCUCUCUGGAAUAUUCAAUUCAAAAACCCAUGAAUUCUUGAAAUUCAGCCUCUGAGAGAGCACGUGCGCGCACACGCAGAGCCAGAAUAGUUCAAAAUGGCGGCGUCCAACAACAAGGUGAAGGGCCUUCUGAAAGGGCUCAGAUACAUUUCUCAGAUAUUUGAUAAUGAAAAAGAAGAAGAAAUGCAGAUUGGUAACCCCACGGACGUAAAGCACGUGGCUCAUAUAGGAUGGGAUGGUCCGUCAGUAAAUUCACCCAGCUGGAUGAACGAGUUUAAAAAUAACACAGGCGCAGGAGCUCCUCCAGGUGUUAACGGCAACAUCAACGAGCUUGAUAUGUUGACCUCCCAAGAUUCAAGAGGAAGAACGUCAAGAUCUGCAAAUUCGUCAGACAGAGACUUACCGGACAUGCCUAAGUCAUCAAGACGGCAGUCGAGCGGCGAGUUCAUGGAUUCACCGAGCAGAGAGAAGUCAGAAAAGCCGAGGCAAAGAAGGACAUCUAAAAACAAGGAUUCUUCUGAUGGAUCCAGAACGGCUCGGAAUUUUGCGAACUUUGAUAUGGCCGAAGGAAGUGAUUCGCCGUCGAGGAAUCUGCAUGACAUUCCCAAGAAGUGCCGAAGGAAGAAAUCUAAAGAAGCUUCUAGUAGUGCUGGUGGCGGAUCAACAAAAUCCAGAUUGAAAUCUCAAAACUCGGAUCUGGAUGUCGGGUCGCCAUCUAGAUCCGUACCCAGGUCCAGGAACAAACAAAAGUCCUUCGAUGAAGACGCAGAGAGCGAAAAAGGAUCAUGAUAGUGAAAAUUCAUGAGAAACUGGUGUAAGUAUUUUGUUUUUGUUUUUUUUGGGUCAACAGAAAUUGGUGUAAGUAAAGUAACUCCUUGCUAGCUAAGUCGCUAGCUUUUUGCACACGACCCGCCAAAAAUAAUAAGUUUUGCAUAGUUGAGACUUGAAACGAGA
Messenger RNA from Prosopis cineraria, 1124 nucleotides. RefSeq names its product CRIB domain-containing protein RIC6. Bases 267 to 959 code for a protein of 230 amino acids. NCBI's taxonomy places the organism in Eukaryota, Viridiplantae, Streptophyta, Magnoliopsida, Fabales, Fabaceae. The record is from RefSeq and is a predicted model, not a curated record. The transcript has 4 exons.